AUGCCCGACUUUACCUGCGGGAAUGGGCGGGGCCUCGCGCACCGCCAACGGCAAGAGGCGGACCACCACCAAAAGGAGUGCCAGGGCACAUGCCCGCUCCGACUUCAUGGGUGGGCUUGGGCCGCCCGAGAGGAAAGGCCCUGGCCCUGGGCGCGCGUCCAGCAGCAGGCGGGUGAGCGGAGGCGUGGCACCCGUGAGGAGGAGGAGGAGGGCGAGGAGGAGGAGGAAUUCUUUCUGGAAGCGGAGGGCUGGACUUUCGGCGGAGUUAGCCGCUUCAGCUUGCGACCCCGACACGGGAGUCAUCCAUAG
Molecule: messenger RNA, 309 nt
Organism: Prorocentrum cordatum
Lineage: Eukaryota; Dinophyceae; Prorocentrales; Prorocentraceae
Source: the annotation of a GenBank genome assembly